Rotaria socialis is the source of this 597-nucleotide messenger RNA. NCBI's taxonomy places the organism in Eukaryota, Metazoa, Rotifera, Eurotatoria, Philodinida, Philodinidae. The record is from the annotation of a GenBank genome assembly.
AUGACUGUAAUGGAACCUAUUAGUCAAUAUGUUGCUAUUGAGUGGCCUCAAGGCGAAGAAAUAUGGUUCAUACAAGAUGAAUUGCCACAGCACAAUCAAUUUUGUACAUCUGAGCAAGAAAUAAUGUCAAUAGAAUUAGCAUUCAGCGCUGUAGAAGACUCGCUACAAAUAGUGCACUCUUCUUUUGAACAUGUCUCGUCAUCAAUCACUCAACAAUCAAAUGAAAUAAUAUUGUUAUUGGAACAAAGUUUAGCUAAGCAGAAAACGUUACUAAAGCAGAAUCAAUUAUUCACCGAUGAGAUAGCAAAACAACAGUGCACUACUGAUUUUUAUUCUGAAUCUAGUCAGAAUAAUACUAUUAUCUUUCAAUUAAAAUCAAUUACAACAUCUUUAAAAUAUUCAUUUCAAUCAAAUAUUCGUCCAUUAGUUUCAAUCGGUAUCAUUUUAAUUACUAUUUUAUUUGUUAGUAUUUUAUUUGGUUAUCUCGGCUCUUGUUUAAGUUUUUACGAUGAUAAACAUACUCCACAAUUUGGUAAUAAUGUGUUACUUCCUGGCAUAAAUUAUUUUGGCUGGUUUAGAACUUUAGCGGUACCCUAA